This is a messenger RNA of Trifolium pratense (red clover), 1341 nucleotides long. RefSeq lists its product as uncharacterized. Lineage: Eukaryota; Viridiplantae; Streptophyta; Magnoliopsida; Fabales; Fabaceae. The coding region runs from base 1 to 1341 and encodes 446 amino acids. The record is from RefSeq and is a predicted model, not a curated record. The transcript is spliced from 4 exons.
AUGGCUACGUUUGAAGAGCUAUCAUCUGAAGAGAAAGUUGAAGAGGAAGAAGAAGCAAAUCUGGCACUUAUGGCCUCAACAGACUCAGAUGUAGACUCAGAUGAUGAGCCAGAGUCAGACUCAGAAGUAGCUGAUGAGGUAUUUUCUGAUUGCUCUAAAACUCAACUCAUAAUUGCUCUUAACAAGGUUAUUGAGAAGCAUCUCAAAGUAUUAAGCAAACAAAAACUUUUGCAAGAAAAACUUAAUACUCUGAAUGCUCAGGAAAGCCACUUUCAAGGUCUGUAUCAGCAAACUCUAGACAGAGUGACUGAUCUUGAAAAAGGUUGUGCUAUUUGCCACAAACCCAGUGAUGAGCAGGAAAAGGCUCUUAAACAGUUUGUGCAUCUCAAUAUUGGAAAGAGCAAGGCUGCUAAUUUGGUUUAUAAUGUCAUGAGACAUCAUGGAGAAGGAGUUGGCUAUGAAUAUGGUAGAACAUAUUCAAAGCUAAAAACCUUUGCCAAAAGAGUUGGAAAAUCAUUGGUUUACUAUGUAGUACCCCAAAGUGAAGAAGGAAAGAACUUUGGUACUUUGAGGGAUGAGACUGUUGACCUAAAAGUUUAUGAAGCUGAUGGCUCAGAGGAACCAAGUUCCUCAGGUUCUGGAAAGAGGAGCUCAGAAGAUAGAGGUUGUUUAGAGUUGGAGAAUGUUAAACCAGAUGAUCUGAACACUUCAAAAUCUGAUGCCUCAACUUCUGGAAUCAAGGAGACUUCAGUACCUAAAGUAAAUCAGCCUAAGAACUUAAAGUUUUUUAAAAGAAAAGAACCAAGUCUCAAACCUCAGAAGCAGUACAAAACUCAAAUUAUUUAUGACUCUAGAAUCAGAAGAUACAACCAGUCAAAUCAUUGGAUUGAUCUGGCAUCUAGGAAAGGUUAUGUCUUACCUAAGAUGUGGAAACAAGUCAGAUUGAAAGGAAAGAAAGCAUAUGUUUUAGACAUAUGGCUUACAAGUCCUCAACUCACCACUCAAGGAGGAAUCAUGAAUCAUUCAUGGUAUCUGGACAGUGGAUGCUCAAGGCAUAUGACUGGUGAGAAACAAUUGUUUUCAAAGCUAACUCUCAAAGAAGGAGGUUCUGUAGGAUUUGGUGGUAACCAAAAAGGGAAAAUCAUUGGUACAGUUGUUUUUGGUAAGGAAUCUUGUACUGUAUCAAAACAGUCUGACAAAUCCAUAGUGUUCAAAGGAUUGAGGAAAAACAAUGUUUAUAAAAUCAAUCUUUCUGACUUGAAUGAACAAAAAGUGGUUUGUCUUUUGACAUUGAGUGAAGAAAAAUGGAUCUGGCACAAAAGAUUGGGCCAUGCUAACUAG